Andrographis paniculata is the source of this 2892-nucleotide messenger RNA. RefSeq names its product cellulose synthase-like protein D1. Gene Ontology annotation, biological process: plant-type primary cell wall biogenesis; cellulose biosynthetic process. Gene Ontology annotation, cellular component: trans-Golgi network; plasma membrane. Gene Ontology annotation, molecular function: mannan synthase activity; cellulose synthase (UDP-forming) activity. The record is from RefSeq and is a predicted model, not a curated record. The coding region runs from base 1 to 2892 and encodes 963 amino acids. The transcript has 4 exons. NCBI's taxonomy places the organism in Eukaryota, Viridiplantae, Streptophyta, Magnoliopsida, Lamiales, Acanthaceae.
AUGAUGCCCGACUAUCAGCCCACCGACAUGUCCGGCGAUAAGCCCGACGGGCCCACGAGGUUCCGGGCAGAGGCGCAGAAGGAUGGGAAAAUGGACCGCCGGAUGUCAAUUCUGGGCAGCAAUAACAACAAAUCGAUGCUGCUGCGGAGCCAAACGCAGGACUUCGAUCACAACCGGUGGCUGUUCGAGAGCAAAGGGAAAUACGGCAUCGGGAACGCCUUCUGGCAAGAAGACAAUGGCGCUGGGUUCGAUCGGGACACGGGGAUGAGCAUGCAAGAUUUUAUGGACAAGCCAUGGAAGCCACUCACCAGGAAAGUUACUGUUCCGCCAGCUAUCCUCAGCCCAUACAGAGUUCUGAUCGUGCUCCGAAUGGUGGCACUGACCUUGUUCCUGUCAUGGCGGGUGCAAAACCCUAACUACGACGCCAUGUGGCUGUGGGGGCUUUCCAUCGUGUGCGAGAUAUGGUUUGCCUUCUCAUGGCUACUCGACAUUCUGCCUAAGUUAAACCCUAUCAAUCGGGCAGCCGACUUAGGGGCACUCAAGGAUAAGUUCGAGACCCCCUCGCCUACCAACCCCGAGGGCCGAUCAGAUCUUCCCGGCGUCGAUGUCUUCAUCUCCACAGCUGAUCCUGAGAAGGAGCCUCCUUUGGUCACGGCCAACACCAUUUUGUCCAUCCUCGGAGUCGAGUACCCUGUCGAGAAGUUGAGCAUAUACAUCUCCGACGACGGUGGCGCCAUCCUCACCUUCGAGGCCAUGGCUGAGGCUGUCAAAUUCGCCGAGUAUUGGGUGCCCUUUUGCCGGAAGCACGACAUCGAGCCGAGGAAUCCCGACAGUUAUUUCAGCCAGAAAACAGAUCCAACCAAGAACAAGAAACGCCCGGAUUUCGUCAAGGAUCGGAGGUGGAUCAAGCGGGAGUACGAUGAGUUCAAGGUGAGGAUCAACGGCCUGCCGGAGGUUAUCCGAAAACGGUGCCAAAUGCACAACAACAAGGAAGAAGCACAAGAACGAAAGGCGGCCAUGGAGAAGAACAACGGCGUCCUCCCUCCGGAUCACGAAAGCCAAGUUGUCAAAGCGACGUGGAUGGCCGACAGCACCCACUGGCCAGGAACAUGGUUCGAGCCUUCCCCCGAUCAUGCCAAGGGCGACCACGCCGGAAUAUUGCAGAUAAUGAGCAAAGUUCCGAGUCAUGACCCUGUGAUGGGAGGCCCCAACGAAGGAGCAAUCGACUUCACCGGCAUUGACACUAGGCUACCGAUGUUUGCCUAUGUGUCGAGAGAGAAACGUAAGGCCUACGAUCAUAACAAGAAAGCCGGAGCCAUGAAUGCACUGGUGAGGGCAUCUGCUAUUCUCUCCAACGGUCCGUUUAUCCUCAACUUGGACUGUGAUCACUAUGUUUAUAACUCUAUGGCCAUCCGAGAAGGGAUGUGCUACAUGAUGGAUCGGGGAGGCGACCGCAUUUGCUACAUACAGUUCCCUCAAAGAUUCGAGGGCAUCGAUCCAUCCGACAGAUAUGCAAAUCAUAACACAGUCUUCUUUGAUGGCAAUAUGAGAGCCCUGGAUGGUCUUCAGGGACCUGUUUAUGUCGGAACCGGUUGCAUGUUCCGGCGAUACGCUUUGUAUGGAUUUCCUCCUCCAAGGGCGCGCGAGUAUUCGGGCUUGUUUGGACAGAAUAAGACUAAUGUUAGGACUCAGCAGCAGGGAAAGGCAAAGGAUGAGCCUCUAGACCAUAACCAUCCCGACUUGGAUAUGCCCAAGAAAUUUGGAAAUUCAACCAUGUUCGCUGAUUCCAUUGCCGUUGCAGAGUUUCAAGGGCGUCCGUUGGCUGAUCAUAUUUCUGUCAAGAAUGGUCGGCCUCCCGGCGCUCUGCUCAUCCCUCGACAACCCCUGGAUGCUCCUACAGCUGCCGAGGCCAUUGCUGUCAUUUCCUGUUGGUACGAGGAGAAGACAGAAUGGGGGGACAGAGUAGGAUGGAUCUACGGGUCGGUGACGGAGGACGUGGUGACGGGCUACCGGAUGCACAACCGCGGAUGGCGGAGCGUGUACUGCAUAACGAAGCGCGACGCAUUCCGGGGAUCGGCGCCGAUCAACCUGACCGACCGGCUCCACCAGGUCCUCCGGUGGGCCACCGGAUCUGUGGAGAUCUUCUUCUCCCAGAACAACGCCUUUCUGGCGACGCGCCGCCUCAAGUUCCUCCAGCGCGUGGCCUACUUGAACGUGGGCAUCUACCCCUUCACCUCCAUCUUCCUGGUGGUCUACUGCUUCCUCCCGGCGCUCUCCCUCUUCUCCGGCCAGUUCAUCGUCCAGUCCCUCGACAUUGCCUUCCUCAGCUACCUUCUCAUCAUCACCACCCUCCUCAUCUUCAUCUCCCUCCUGGAAGUUAAAUGGUCGGGAAUCGGGCUGGAGGAGUGGUGGCGGAACGAGCAGUUCUGGGUGAUCGGCGGCACCAGCGCCCACCUGGUCGCCGUUAUCCAAGGCCUCCUGAAAAUCUUCGCCGGGAUCGAGAUAUCCUUCACGCUGACGUCCAAAUCUGCGGCGGAGGAAGACGAGGACCAGUUCGCGGAGCUUUACGAGGUGAAGUGGACGGGGCUGUUCCUGGUUCCGCUGCUGAUCAUCAUCACGAACCUGAUCGCGCUGGUGAUCGCCUCCGCCCGAACCAUCUACAGCGUGAUCCCGCAGUGGAACAAGCUCCUCGGCGGCGCCUUCUUCAGCUUCUGGGUGCUGUCGCAUAUGUAUCCGUUCGCCAAGGGCCUCAUGGGCCGCCGAGGGAGACUGCCCACCAUUAUAUAUGUCUGGGCGGGGCUGCUCUCCAUUACAGUAUCCCUCUUGUGGAUUAUCAUCAGCCCUCCGCAGGGAGUUGUUUCUGAUCCUGAAUCCACCCAGUUCUCCAUUUGA